This is a messenger RNA of Gasterosteus aculeatus aculeatus (three-spined stickleback), 1599 nucleotides long. It is a transcript of the gene fam185a, whose product is annotated as family with sequence similarity 185 member A. Lineage: Eukaryota; Metazoa; Chordata; Actinopteri; Perciformes; Gasterosteidae. The record is from RefSeq and is a predicted model, not a curated record.
AUUUUCGCUGACAUCCCCACCAGGGCCGAAUGAGGAACACAGGACUGGACGGACCGUGUUGACUGAAUGGCAACCUGCGUAUCCAGCGUGUCGGUGCCACUGAGCUGAAGUAGCAGCGCGAGGUGUAACGUUAGAGCAGCUCCUCGAUACCAGGAGGUUUUAGACAUGUUUUGGCGCUCAGCAGCUCGGCCGGGAUGUGUCACACGUCUACGCUGCUGGUCCCUCGCGGUCUGUUCGGGGACCCCCACGUGCCCCCAAUGUCCUCUGGUCACCUCCCGGUUCUUCUCCGUAUCUGCCCCCCGCACGAGGUCUCCGACCCACGAGGGGGUAAAGCCACCUGUGAAGCGGUGGGCCCUGGCGGCGAGCCCCUUCGGCACGGUGCGCGCGCAGCUCGGCUGCAGCAUCUCCGUCCGCCCGCUGGACCUGCACGCGUACCCGGAAGCGGACCGGGUCUUUGUCGCGGUCCGCGGACCGGACAGCGAGCAGGAGGUCGGCCUGGAUCACCUGCGCGUCCACUACGACGACCAGAGCAAAGAGCUGCUCAUCUCCGCAGAGGGGGUUAAGAGCAGCGUGUCCAUCGAUCUGACUGCGCCUAUCAAGAGCAAUCUAUUCAUCACCACUCAAGGAAAGGGUCACGUGCAAGUGGAGAACAUGGAGUGUGACAUCUGCACGGUGCAGACAGAGCAGGGAAGCUGUUUUCUGCACUCUGUUAAGGGUCAUCGGGUGGAGGUCCAGUCCCAUGGAGGACAUGUCACGGGGGUGGGCACUAUCCAUGGCAAUGUGGACAUCAGCACACGUGGAGACGGCGCGGUGGAUGUCAAAAAGCUUCAGGGGAACAAAAUGAAUAUUUCAACAGAACGUGGCCCUCUAAAGGUGAAAGCCAUCUAUGCUGAAUCCAGCUGCAUCUCCUCCUGCUCCGGGAGAAUCGAACUGGGGAAUGUGCACGGCGACGCCACCGUGAAGAACAUGUCUGGAGAUACAGUCAUCGAUGGUUCGAAUAGCUUCCUUAAGGUUUCCUCUCACAGCGGGGCCAUUGACGUCCAUGUGGGAGACGGUGGCAGCGCCCAACUCCACAGUCAGGAAGGAGCGGUGUGCGUGCGCGUCCCCUCCUCGUUGAAAGCCGAGAUGCAGCUGUGUGGAACGUCUGUGGAUAUCAGCCCAGAUGUUGUGCUGCACGGAGUAAUAAACAACACAACUGAAGGCCAAACCACAGUUACUGGUUAUAUAAAUGGAAAGCCCCAAGCUGACCAGUGUGUGAGAGUUCGGGCGGACAGAAACUCCGUCAGGCUGAAAACACAAAGCUGGUUUGAAUCGCUGAAGCUGGGGAGCUGAUUUAUGAGGUCUACAGGACAGAUAUUUCUGUAUAUUAGGUAUAUAAACCAUUGUGCUCAGGUUAUACUGUACUUUAAAUAAAUAAUAUAUUAUGUACUGUAUUAAACAGAUAUUCUGUAUGCAUUAAAAAAAGUGAUGAAAGUAUACUAUUUGACUGCACACCAGUGUUGGUUUGUGAUGAACUGUCAGUGGUUUUAAUAUUGCCAACGAUUGAAUGUUCUAUGUACGGUAUGUAAAUGCCACCUUAAUAAAAUGAAGUGAAAUGCA